Tupaia belangeri chinensis (Chinese tree shrew) is the source of this 1284-nucleotide messenger RNA. It is a transcript of the gene DTD1, whose product is annotated as D-aminoacyl-tRNA deacylase 1. Gene Ontology annotation, molecular function: D-tyrosyl-tRNA(Tyr) deacylase activity. Gene Ontology annotation, biological process: tRNA metabolic process. Bases 86 to 715 code for a protein of 209 amino acids. Gene Ontology annotation, cellular component: cytoplasm. NCBI's taxonomy places the organism in Eukaryota, Metazoa, Chordata, Mammalia, Scandentia, Tupaiidae. The transcript is spliced from 6 exons. The record is from RefSeq and is a predicted model, not a curated record.
CCAGAGGGCGCCGGCCGCGGAGACACCCGCUGAGCCGCGAAGCCCGACCGAGCGCGGCGCCGCCCCACUCGCCACAGCCGUCGCCAUGAAAGCCGUGGUGCAGCGCGUCACCCGGGCCAGCGUCACAGUUGGAGGAGAGCAGAUAAGUGCCAUUGGACGGGGCAUCUGUGUGCUGCUGGGCAUUUCUCUGGAAGAUACACAGAAGGAACUGGAGCACAUGGUCCGAAAGAUUUUAAACCUGCGUGUGUUUGAAGAUGAGAGUGGGAAGCACUGGUCAAAGAGUGUAAUGGACAAACAGUACGAGGUGCUGUGUGUCAGCCAGUUUACCCUGCAGUGUGUCCUCAAGGGGAACAAGCCCGACUUCCACCUAGCGAUGCCCACGGAGCAGGCAGAGGGCUUCUACAACAGCUUCCUGGAGCAGCUGCGCAAGUCGUACAGGCCGGAGCUCAUCAAAGAUGGCAAGUUUGGUGCCUACAUGCAAGUGCACAUCCAGAACGACGGGCCCGUGACCAUAGAAUUGGAGUCCCCAGCUCCGGGUGCUGCGACCUCUGACCCAAAGCAGCUGUCAAAGCUUGAAAAACAGCAGCAGAGGAAAGAGAAGACCAGAGCCAAGGGACCUUCUGAAUCAAGCAAAGAAAGAAAUGCUCCCCGAAAAGAAGACCGCAGUGCCAGUAGUGGGGCAGAAGGUGACGUGUCUUCUGAACGAGAGCCGUAGACUGGGAACUGGGGAACUCAGUGCACUGUCAUUGGGCAGAACUGGAUCUGAAAAACAAGAUGCUAAGCACCUACACUGCUUUAAGAAUUUGAAACUGAAACGUGAAAAAGGAAGAUAGAAAGAAAAAAUUAGGAACCUGAAUAGCCCUGCAAAAAACAAAAACAAAAACAAAAAAACACCAAAGGACUGUUAUCAUUUUCUGUUGCUGUGGUCUGAGGCAGUGGGUGGUGCCCGUGUGGGGGAGUGUACAUGGCCGAGGGCAACCCCCGUGCCUCCCUCACAGGAAGGCUGUAUUGGUUCCUGCCCUGUCUUGGCUUGCUUUUCAAACAGGCUGUCCCAACAUCAUUUGUCAUCAAGUUCACUGUGGUGUAUUUGUGUCCAUGAUGGGUCUCCAACACUUUCAUGCUGUUCAAGCUCUUUCCAACACUGGUUCAUAAGUCAGGGUCCAUGUUAAGGUGUAAAAAGAACAAUCAUUAAUGAUAAUGUAUUGUGUGGGACCUUUGCAUCUUGUAAAUUUUCUCUUUUUUCUAAAAAUAAAUAAUAAUAAAACCUGAAAUCUCAACAAACCA